Messenger RNA from Nomascus leucogenys (northern white-cheeked gibbon), 3913 nucleotides. It is a transcript of the gene KLHDC7B, whose product is annotated as kelch domain containing 7B. The record is from RefSeq and is a predicted model, not a curated record. Gene Ontology annotation, molecular function: protein binding. Lineage: Eukaryota; Metazoa; Chordata; Mammalia; Primates; Hylobatidae.
AUGAUCCAGGGCACCUUGGAGCUAGAUGGUCCCCUCUGGGGCUGGGACUGGGACAGUGACAAUGACUGGGAUAGUGCUGUGCUGGCCCUCCUGGCGCUGGCUGUGGUGGCUGCCACAGCGCUGGCCUUACACUGGUUUGGCUCCGGGCACGACCAAGAGGCGGCAGAACCGGUGUCCACAGCCCUUGGGGCUCAACCUCAUCAGGCAGGAGGAGCUGAGCUGGCCCUGCAACCGAAGUCCAAGGUCAGUGAUGGCAGCGAGGGGCAGAGCCCAGGGCAGGGGAAACCAGAGCCCCCAGGACGCGGCCAGCAGAGCCCUGUCCCUGCUGCAGCGCCGGGCGGGGGCCUGGCCGCCAUGGCCCGGCUUCCACUCAAGACAGCUGUCGAGGAGGCCCGCAGAGGGGCAUUAGGACAGCAACGGGGCAGUGCCACCCCCGCGGCCCCCCGAGCGGAAGGAAAGGAGCCUCCCAGGCCAGGCACUGCCCUCCUGGGCAGGAGCGAAGCAGGCGGGAUGUCCGCCCCCCUCCUGAUCCACUUCACUCCUCGGAGCCCUGGCAGCGAAGCGGAGGCGCAGGCGGAGACAGGUGGUGUCAGGGCGUCCUCUCGCCAGGCCGCGGGCCCCGCGGGGCAGCAGGACACUGGCCCCUGGCAGGCGGGCGCGGCGCCCUCGGGCUCGAUGGGGAGAGGCCGCGGCCGGCGGCGGCGGAUGGACGCUGGCUCGGGAGACAGAGCCCGGCGCCCCCGGAAACUGGACCCGCUCCGCCUGGGCGCCGCGGGGAGCGUGUGGGACGCGGUGGAUGAGGCCGCAGCCCUGGAUGCCCACGCGCGCGGCCUCCCCACAGGACCCCCACUCGCCCGGGAGCCCGCACCCCCGGCGCUGCCAGCGCCCCGCGCCCCGCAGCCUGGGUCUCAGACGGGGGGCUCUGGGGCCGAGGGUGGCUGGAGCAGGGGGGCUUCGGGGGUCCCUGUCCCCGGAGGAGGCUGGCCCUGGGCCAGCAGGGAGGUCCCGGGCACCCGGAGCUUUGGCCCAGCCCCAGGCUUCACGCGCCCCUGGCUACAGAGUCCGCCUCAAGGUCGCCCACUCUCGCCCCAAGGGCCGGGCGCCACAGGGGCCCACGAUGCGGGCGAGGCCGGGGCUGACAGCUCCCGAGAUAACAGUCCCGCCGCUGACCUGGGGCCCACCCGGCCCCCGGAGCAAGCAAAGCCCGCCGCAGCCCGCCACAGCCGCGCCCCCUCCCGGAGCCGUGAGCCUCGCCCGCGCUCCGCCUCCCCGCCCGCAGCUCCCGGCCUGGCAUUCCCACCUGAAGCCCUGACUCUCCCCUCUCCUUCAGAUUCUUUGCCCCUGGGGGUUCCCGAGGGUCCUUCUGUGGGCGAAAAUCUCAGAGCGGCGCCAGCCCCAAGUUCAGCCUCAGCCCACGUCUUAACUUCAGCUCCAACCUCAGUCCUAGCCCCAGCCCUGGCCUCAUCCCCAACAUCAGCACCAACCUCAGCCACCACCUCAACCUCAUCCCCCACCUCAGCCCCAACCCCAGCUCCAACCUCAGCUCCAACCUCAGCUCCAACCCCAGCCCCAACCCCAGCUCCAAUCAGCCCAACCCCAGCUCCAACCUCAUCCCCCACCUCAGCCCCAACCCCAGCUCCAACCCCAGCUCCAACCUCAGCUCCAACCCCAGCUCCAACCUCAGCUCCAACUUCAACCCCAGCCCCAUCCCCUGCCCCGCCCCAACCCUCACGCCCCACCCCAGCUCCAACCCCCACGGCCCCAACCCCAGCUCCAACCCCAGCUCCGAAUCCAGCCCCAGCCCCAUCCCUUGCCCCAGCCCCCACCUCAGCCCCCCCACCCCCAGCUCCAACCCCAGCCACAUCCCCUGCCCCAGCUGGCGGGUCAAAGCCUCAGGAGAGCGUGGCUGUCCCCAGGCGCUACCAGGAGGGGCAGGUCUCAGCCAGCUGGGGAAACCUUAUUGCCAUGGUUCUUAGAAGCCACCCCUUCCCCAGGCAAGAGAGGCCCCAAGGGAGUGUCCCGAGGGCGGUUCCUGGGAGCCCCGUGGAUCCCAGCACUUCCACACACUCUGAGGACAGACACGGCCCCUUUUCUUCAGUGGGGACAGUCAUGGGGACAGGUACAGGGGGCCUGGUUGAGGCUGCAGGUCAGCCACAGACAAGAAGCCCUGAGACCAACGGAGCGCCCAGCCCAGACCCUCCCCCAGGCCUAAGAGGAGAGGGAACCAGGGAGAAAAGUCUAGACUCGCUGCCCCAAGCCGCGAUGCCCAGGGGCCCCGCACAGCCCCCCGCGCAGAGGCCGUCUGGCCCCGCGGCCUCCUCCUCUGUGAGGCGCUCACAGCCGGUACCGCAGCUAUGGAAACGCAGCAGGUGCGAAGUCGCCCCGACCUCGGAGCAGGAGGUCAGGCCGGCCGCCUCAGGGGACCCUCAAGGGGAGGCGCCGGGGGAGGGGGGCAGCCCUGCCGGCCGCAGCGGGGCGCUCACAGAGAAGCAGAAGGAGGCCCGGAAACUUAUGGUGUUUCUGCAGAGGCCCGGGAGUUGGGGGGUGGUGGAGGGGCCCCGGAAGCCCAGCUCCCGGGCCCUGGAGCCCACCACGGCGGCGGCCUUGCGGCGGCGGCUGGACCUGGGCAGUUGCCUGGACGUGCUGGCCUUUGCCCAGCAGCACGGGGAGCCCGGCCUGGCGCAGGAGACCUACGCGCUGAUGAGCAACAACCUGCUGCGAGUGCUGGGAGACCCGCGCCUCUACCGCCGGCUGAGCGCGGCCGACCGCGAGCGCAUCCUCAGCCUGCGGACCGGCCGGGGCCAGGCGGUGCUGGGCGUCCUCGUACUGCCCAGCCUCUACCAGGGGGGCCGCUCAGGGCUCCCCAGGGGCCCUCGUGGCGAGGAGGCUCCUGUGGCGGCCCCUGUGUCCCUGCCUCUACCUGCGCACCUGCAUGUGUUCAACCCCCGGGAGAACACCUGGCGGCCCCUGACCCAGGUGCCGGAGGAGGCUCCGCUCCGGGGCUGCGGUCUCUGCACCAUGCACAACUACCUGUUUCUGGCGGGGGGCAUCCGUGGCUCCGGUGCCAAAGCCGUCUGCUCCAACGAGGUCUUCUGCUACAACCCUCUGACCAACAUCUGGAGCCAGGUUCGGCCCAUGCAGCAGGCCCGAGCCCAGCUCAAGCUGGUGGCCCUGGAUGGGCUGCUCUAUGCCAUCGGUGGCGAGUGCCUGUACAGCAUGGAGUGCUACGACCCGCGUACAGACGCCUGGACCCCACGCGCGCCACUCCCCGCAGGCACCUUCCCUGUGGCCCACGAGGCUGUGGCUUGCCGUGGGGACAUCUACGUUACGGGGGGUCACCUCUUCUACCGCCUGCUCAGGUACAGCCCCGUGAAGGAUGCUUGGGACGAGUGCCCGUACAGUGCCAGCCACCGGCGUUCCAGCGACAUCGUGGCGCUGGGGGGCUUCUUGUACCGCUUCGACCUGCUGCGGGGUGUCGGUGCCGCUGUGAUGCGCUACAACACGGUGACCGGCUCCUGGAGCAGGGCUGCCUCCCUGCCCCUGCCCGCCCCUGCCCCACUGCGCUGCACCACCCUGGGCAACACCAUUUACUGCCUCAACCCCCAGGUCACUGCCACCUUCACGGUCUCUGGGGGGACUGCCCAGUUCCAGGCCAAGGAGCUGCAGCCCUUCCCCUUGGGGAGCACGGGGGUCCUCAGUCCAUUCAUCCUGACUCUGCCCCCUGAGGACCGGCUGCAGACCUCACUCUGAGUGGCAGGCAGAGAACCAAAGCUGCUUCGCUGCUCUCCAGGGAGACCCUCCUGGGAUGGGCCUGAGAGGCCGGGGCUCAGGGAGGGGGCUGGGAUCAGAACUUCCUGCUCUUGUUUCUGGACAACUUUCCCCUUCUUCUUUAAAGGUUGUCGAUUAUUUUGAA